Messenger RNA from Siniperca chuatsi (mandarin fish), 2636 nucleotides. RefSeq names its product TraB domain containing 2B (gene trabd2b). Gene Ontology annotation, cellular component: organelle membrane. NCBI's taxonomy places the organism in Eukaryota, Metazoa, Chordata, Actinopteri, Centrarchiformes, Sinipercidae. Gene Ontology annotation, biological process: negative regulation of Wnt signaling pathway. Bases 371 to 1975 code for a protein of 534 amino acids. Gene Ontology annotation, molecular function: metalloendopeptidase activity; Wnt-protein binding. The record is from RefSeq and is a predicted model, not a curated record. The transcript has 7 exons.
GUGGGGUAGGGGGGUACUCAAAUCGUCCCACCUACCUCUCUCCCAGUCAAGACGCUCCAAACUUUCGGAGCGCACCGCGGAAACUCUCCAAAGAGUUUUCAGCUCCUGCUUCAGGACUGCACCGAGUUAAAAGAGACAGACAAAGUUUAAGAUAGAAACAACUAAACUCAGCCGCGGAGAGCGUCGGGAAUGGCGAAGGGGCGGAAUGGUCCUCCAGCCGAGCGGCACAUGUGAGCCAAGAGGCCACCGGUAACGGUUUUUUUUAUUAUUUCAAAGCAGACUGGGACAGAGCAGUGAAAAGAGAGCAUAUAGGAGAGACAUAAAAGUCUCUGAGAGCUGACUGUCACAAGUGUCCUCUCACCUCGACACGAUGGUCUGUCUGCCGGGAUUCAGCUGGGUCUUCCUGAGCGCUCUCCUGCACACUGUGGCACCCUGGGACGCACACCGACCGGACAGACCGAGGCAGUGCGACGCACCAAAGUCGCAAAGUGACAUGAACUCUUUCCUGUGGAGAGUAAAGCGUGCUCCUCCUCACCCACCUUCUUACUUAUUUGGUACCAUCCACGUGCCCUACACUCGAGUCUGGGACUUCAUCCCAGACAGGUCCAAGCAGGCUUUCCACAACAGCCGCAAUGUUUUCUUUGAGCUGGACCUGACCGACCCUCUGACCAUCUCCAAGCUGACCAGCUGCCAGCUGCUCCCCCACGGGGAGAACUUGCAGACCCUGCUACCUCGUGACUUGUACCGCCGCCUCAAACGCCACCUGGACUACGUCAAACACAUGAUGCCUCGCUGGAUGACCCCUGACCAGCGUGGCCGCGGCCUGUAUGCUGACUAUUUGUUCAACGCCAUUGCGGGAAACUGGGAGAGGAAAAGGCCUGUGUGGGUGAUGCUGAUGGUCAACUCGUUGACGGAGUGGGAUGUUCGGUCCAGGGGGACGCCUGUGCUGGACCUGUUCUUGGCUCAAGAGGCUGAGAGGAUGGGUAAGACAACAGGGGCAGUGGAGCGGGUGGAGGAGCAGUGUCACCCCCUCAACGGGCUCAACUUCUCUCAGGUGCUAUUUGCUUUGAACCAGACAUUACUGCAGCAUGAGGGUGUCCGAGCAGGCAGCCUGCAGGGCUCCUACACCACCGAAGACCUUAUUACCCACUACAACUGUGGCGAUCUCAGCUCCAUCAUCUUCAACCAUGACACCUCACAGCUGCCUCACUUCAUCAACAGCUCCCUGCCAGCUCAUGACCGCAUGACGGCCCUGCAGAUUGACAGCUACUUCCGCCAGGAGCUCAUCUACAAACGCAACGAGCGAAUGGCUCGGCGUGUGUCCGCCUUGCUGCAGAGAAAUCCCAACCAGACAUACUUUUUUGCUUUUGGUGCAGGUCAUUUCCUGGGGAACCACAGUGUGCUGGACAUCUUGAGGCAGGAGGGCUACGAGAUCAUCCACAUGCCCUCUGAUCACCAAGAACCAGUCACCGAGAGUAAACCAGCUGAAGAGCCUACAGCGGGGUCCAGCGAGGACAGCACCGACACCAGUUGGCUGAGCAGUCCACCAGAAAUGGAGCUGGAGCUGGAGGACCCAGACAACAUGUCCGGCCUCGGAGAUGAGGAGCUGCCUCACAUGCUGCUCCCCGACAGCCUGAGCCAGCUGGAGGAAUUCGGACGACACAAACGGCCUCGCAAAGCUCACCGUGGCCAUGGGAGACCCCGCCUCUUCAGUGACCUGUGGGUUCGCAUUGGGGAUAGCACUACUCUACCACCUAACAUGAGGAUAAUCAAUGGCUACGUGACAGUGGAGCCUCCGCUGACCCAUCAAGAGCAGCGCAGACAGAUGGAGAUCUACGCCACAGAGCGACAUCCCAGUCCAGCUUCCUCAACUCCGCCUAACCCCAGCUCAGCCCAGCCAGCCUUAGUCCACAGCACACUCACACUGUCUUGUAUUUUAGCCUGGCUGUUAUCACACAUGCUGUUCAUCUCCUGACCACAAGACAGCCUUAUCUCACAGACAAACACUCAAGACCCUACUGCGUCCAUACCAGAGCAGUGGAAUGCACCUGAUAAACAAGGAAUGACCAUCAGCACAUGCAGAAAAGAGAUGGAGGUACGUCCUGAGGCAGGACAAAUCCUGCUGUGUGCCUCCACCUACAGGGAGAGAUCAGCUCCAGCCUGGUGAAAUGCCAAGUCUUUACAAAACCUGUCAAUUCUCAAAAUGUGUGGAAUAAGCUCUUAGCCAUGACACAAGCAACACGUGGACUGUGUUGGACUCUAAAGGGUGGAGUCCUCAAACCUCAUGAAAGUAUUAUGGUAGAAUAACAAACACAUAACACAAUGAAGACCUGUCAUUUUGAAGAGUUUGUGUGGUGGAAUCUUCUACCUAAUAAAAACUGUAAUACUGUAUAGAAAAAUAAGACUGACAUUAAUAAUGAGAAUAGAACAUACUAAUAACAGUUAUAACUCUGUGAUAAAUGAGUUGAAUGCAUACAGUCAAACAGUACUGUGUAGGAGGUGGAGCACUCAGUUGCUACUUUUGUAAAUUGUGCAUUUUGUUCAUAAAGAAAUAUUGUAUAUUUAUUGUUUCUGGAAGAAAAGAGUAUAUUUUCUUGCUUUUUGAAGGUAAAUGAAAAAAUAAACUUUGAAAACUA